AUUCCACAUAAUUUGAGUAUAUUAAAGAAGACUUUAAAGAACAGAAUUAGUGUAUUUUAGUCCCAUCCCAGGUCAGUGUCUUGGUUCUGACCUCUUCAUAGGCCAUGGUAACUAGAAAAGUACUGUUUUUUGAGCUGGGGUUAAACUUUGCACCAGGGUUUUAGCGCAGACAUUUCCAGAGGAGACAGGCUUUGCACCAAACGUUAUGUUGAGCCGGGCAGAUUGUUUCACGUACCCGAAGUGAACUAAAUUAAAGCGGAUCGAAUGAGAGAAGUUUUUAGAACAUGUUAAAUUCGAAUGCUGUUAUCCAGGAUGACAUACGGUCCCGAACCGAGCAAGCAGCAACCCGAUUAAAUCAAUUGUGAGUAACGAAAGAAGUCGAUAAGAACAGUAAGUCGUCCAAAUUAGCAUAAUUCAGCUCGGCUUACCCCCGACAAACGACCAGUAUAUGCAAUCACCAAGCACCUGAUGACAAAUUAAGGGAUGUAUGGCUAGCUUUAGGUCUGCCUACUUACCAUUGCCUGUCUUAGGAUGAUGUCUGGCGUCAAUCACUUAAAGAAACUGGAUGAAAAGUGGUCGAGAUCACUUCAGUGAUCCAUCAUGGACCACGAGAACUAAUCAUGUCGAUGACGCUCGUUAUCAAAAAUUACCUGAUCGUCUGUAAGGUGCCUCUUCCAUCAAAUCAUGAAUUCGCGUUCAUCAAAGUAAAGACGAUGUUUUCACGUAGUUUUUAUUUCAUGGAUUAGGUGUAAAUGAAAAGAGAUGUAAGAAAUUUAAAACCAUGGUAAUUAUUUCCUCUCUCGGCGGCCAAAACACUAAUUUGAAACGAAAAUGGAUAUAAGAUAUAAUUACAUGCCAAAUAAUAAUUUUCUCUACGACUGGCCUUUAGGUGAUUGUGGAUCAGUUUAACUUUAACUAACAGCCAGACCAAGUGCCGGCUGAAGAUGUAUCGCAUUUUCCUAAUUUCUAUCGCACUGCUGAUGCCUUGGUGGACUCCAGCCUGGGGCAUAUCACUUUCCCCUGCAAACUGGACACAAGAAGAGUAUGAUCGCCUGGAAAGAAUGUCGCUCAACCGCUAUGAGCGACCGAAGCCAUUGGCAGUUAGUGAGGGUAGAGGGAUUGUGGCUGGGACAACUGAACCUUUCGCCGUGCACUCGGGAAUGGACGCGCUCAGGAAGGGUGGGAAUGCUAUGGAUGCUUGUUUGGCAACUGCCCUUGCAGAGGUCACGCUGGCGACUGGUUCGUAUGUUUCAUAUGCUGGUGUCACGCAAAUUCUCUAUUACGAGAAGUCAUCUAAUAAGGUGUACAGUAUCAAUGGCGGCUGGAAUACCCCACUGAAAGGAGACCCGUCCCAGAUCCCCAAAGUUCACACUCCAGAAGCCAAUGGUGCGUCUGUUCUCGUCCCAGGUUUCAUUGCGGGUGUAGCUGACGCUGCAGCCAAAUUUGCAAAGUUCCCUCUCAGUACUUUGUUCGAGCCCGCGUUGUAUUUCGCUGAAAACGGAUUUAAGCUGUCCACUGGGAUGGCUUCCGCCAUCAAAAUAUACUACAACGACAUUACAUUGUUGCGAACAAGUGAAGGUGAAAAGAUUUUUACCAAUCCUGAGACUGGGAAGCCAUACGCCUCUAACGAACUUUUCAAACAACCAGAAGUAGCCGAAUUUAUACGAAGUGUGUCUGAGAAUCCAAAGGAGUUCUUCUACAAUGGAACGUGGGCCGAGCAGAUGACGUCUCUGAUUAAAGAGGCUAAGGGAUUUAUUGCCCUAAAUGAUAUGCACCGCUAUCAAACGCAAUGGGAAGAGCCCUUCAAUACGUCGUAUCACGAAUACAAUGUGUGUACGUCUGGAAAUGACUGGGGCGGAAUUGAACUAAUUGAAAAGCUGAAUCUAAUGGAAAUGGCAGAAAUCGGCCAGAAACCUGGGUCCAGUUACAUCACAAAUGCGACCGAAUUUUUCCGACUCGCCUCGAUCUCUCGCUUUAGUUUCUUUGUUUCUGCUUUCUUGCACUCAAACCCUUCUGGCUUAUCGAUCUUGAAAGAGAACUUUGACCUUGAUUUCUCCAAUCGCCUCUCGAAAGGGUCUGCGGAAGCCAUUUGGGAGAGGAUCGGUUCUCCUGAAAAGAUGAGAGACGUCAAUACCAUAAUUAAAAGACUGCUUGGUGGAGAGGAGAACAUAAGAGACUUUAUACAUGGCUCAGAUUCUAUAGUCGCAGCCGACAAGGAUGGCAACGUUUGCUCCAUGAUUCACACUAUCAACAGUGAAAUGUGGGGAACAGGUCUUUUUGUGCAGGGAAUUGCUUUACCGCAUUCAGCUGCGAUAUUUAAGUCCUUCGUCAAGCAGACAACUCCCGGGGGAAGGCUUCCAGCGGGCCUUCAACCUGCUAUAGUAUUCAAGGGUGGCGAGGCAACCGGAAGCCAGCGGCCAGUCAUGGCACUGUCUGUUGUGGGAGAAUCGUAUCCCGUUGUGGUUCCACAGUACUUUACCAACCUCUUGGAUAGCGGUAUGAAUCCUAAAGAAGCCAUGGAGUCCCCUACUUUUCUUUUGCCGAGCUUCUCAGAUUUUUUCCAGGCGGUUCCUAUAGAAGAGUUCUCAGUUGCCAACAACGUGUUACAGGAAGUACGUAAGAUGGGACAAAACGUGACCGAGCUGGAAUAUAUGAAGGCGUUUGGACCAAUAGGAUUAGGAGUGGCGCUCACGAUAGAUGACAAUGGGGUCAUGUUUGGGUGCACUCACCCCCUGAGGAGAGGAUUGGCAGAGGGCGUUUAAACUCGAAUAAAGUCUUUUUCUCCUAUAGACUAACACUGCAGUUAAGAAACAUUUUGUGUGUGACUUUACGCCGAGAUAAAACGAGGAGUCUAGACAAGAAGGGUGAACUAAUUUGAGUUGAAAGGGUACCAGAGUGGCCCUUAAGUACUAAUUCAAGCUAAAACACGAUGAAAGAGUCCGUGGCAGUCUGUUUCAGCGCAUUACUUUGCCGCGACCGGCAACAGUUAUUAGUUUUUGCCUCCCUACCCGUCGACUGUUUUUCUCGUUUAUUCAGGAAUGUAGGUGAUAAUUUCAAAAAAUAAAAAUGUCAGGAUAACACAUAUGAUUAAAAAGAGAUAAAAUAUGACACGACUGAGAUCAUCUCCGCAAGAAUGAUAUCGCAAUUUUU
This is a messenger RNA of Pocillopora verrucosa, 3150 nucleotides long. Its product is annotated as glutathione hydrolase-like YwrD proenzyme. NCBI's taxonomy places the organism in Eukaryota, Metazoa, Cnidaria, Anthozoa, Scleractinia, Pocilloporidae. The record is from RefSeq and is a predicted model, not a curated record.